UGAAAAAACACAGGCGUUUGGGACGGGCAGCCGCUCAGAGCUCGCGAGGACCCCAUAGCGCAGGGACAGGUAGGUCCCGGGUACACCACGGUUCGUUCUCCCCUCCCGCUACUGGGCGGGUGCUCGGCUGGAGUCAGGAUGGCAGCUCGGCGCGUGCUGAAAGCAGUCUUGGUGGAUCUCAGUGGCACACUUCACAUUGAGGACUCAGCUGUGCCGGGUUCACAGGAAGCUCUUAAAAGAUUACGCAAUGCUCCAGUUGCCAUUAGAUUUGUGACCAACACAACCAAAGAGAGCAAGAGAGACCUUCUGGAGAGGCUGAAGACACUGGAAUUUGACAUUGCAGAAGAUGAGAUCUUCACAUCUCUGACUGCAGCCAGAAACCUCCUGGAGCAAAAGCAGGUCCGGCCCCUGCUCCUGGUGGACGACAAUGCUUUGCAAGAUUUCAGAGGGAUACCUACAAAUGAUCCCAAUGCUGUGGUGGUAGGACUAGCUCCUGAGCACUUUAACUAUCAGAUGAUGAAUAAAGCAUUUCGGUUGAUCCUGGAUGGUGCCCCUCUUAUAGCUAUACACAAAGCUAGAUAUUAUAAGAGGAAAGAUGGCUUAGCUCUGGGCCCUGGACCUUUUGUAACUGGACUGGAAUAUGCUACAGAUACCAAAGCAACAGUGGUGGGGAAACCAGAGACAACCUUCUUUCUAGAAGCCUUAUCGGGGACUGGCUGCAAGCCGGAGGAGACCGUUAUGAUUGGCGACGUAAGUGUAACGGCUGAGAUUGCAGGGAUGAUGUCGGUGGAGCCCAGAAUGCUGGCAUGCUAGGUAUUUUAGUAAAGACUGGUAAAUAUCGAGCAGCAGAUGAAGACAAAAUUAAUCCAGCUCCUUACCUAACCUGUGAGAGCUUCCCACAAGCAGUAGACCAUAUCCUACAGCAUCUGCUAUGAGAGAAGCAUUUAGUUUGGAGAACCUUGACUCUGUUUUGACAUUGUUGCCUCCCUCCCUCCUCACAAAAUAAAACUCAGAGCACAGUGUGUGCAUCACACCUGCAAUCAGGCAAUGAACACGUCUCGCCGCAGAGCACUGAAAGGAAAUUAUACUGAUGUACAACCCAGUGGCAAAUCAUUGGUAAAUCUCUUACUUAGCUGAAGAUGGAACACAGAAAGUGGAAAAGUAGGUCUCACAAGUAUUCAUCAGGUGGCAGGUGGAGGGAAACCAACCAGCAGAUAAAACAAUUUGCUUUCUUGUAUUAUGUAGGGAAAGGAGGGAAGUUCACACAGAGUCUUUGUUUUUGACUGUUUAGGAAGUAACUGUUUAAAAAGUCCAUCUGAAGUGUGCCAAGUUAAUUAAACUAUAAAACCCAUGAGAAAUGUGCCAAGAUAAUAAACAUCAACAAAGCAUAACAGCCAUUUUUAGCCUAAAUGAUAACAGCUUUGUUGGUUUUUGUAUGUUUGUUUUAGUUAUCAUGUGUCUUCUCUCUGCUGUGAUCUGACUAAUUUAAAUGUAGAGAUGGUACACAUUAGGAAUAUCUUACAACUUAAGAUAUUACCAUUACUAAUAGCAGUGACUGCUGAUUUCUCUCCCUCUAUUCAAACAUGUAACAAUUGUUUUUUCAAGUUUUAUGUAAAAUUCAAAAAAUCAAUAUUUUACAGAUGUUUUAAUUAGAUGCUGUUAUUAACAGGAAUGGUGCAGAAACAAAAAUCUGGUCCUUAAUGGCUUUAUAGGCCAUGAAUUUUUGAAGUUAGACUUCAGCAGGGUCCUAUUAACUCUACAGUUGCAAGAUUUUUUUUUUUUCUUGCUUUCUAAUGCUAUGCGAAAAAUCCUUCAAAACCCAUGGGACCGAUUCAGGCUUUUAAGCACUUGGAUAAUACAGCUGUAAAAUGAAAUCUCACUCUGUAGCAUGCAUUUUUCUUCCUGCAUGUGUUAAAUCCACCAAAAUGAACUAACUUUGUAAUGAUGGUAAAUGGCUUUCCUGGUCCAUUUGCAAGCUGUAAUAAUCAAGUCCUUUCCAGUUGUUUUACAGUGCUCCUGAGUGUUAAGUUAUUAGACUGUAAUUGUACAUCAUUGUAGUACUCACCUUAUUGAAAAUAUAGCUUUGUGUUAAUAAGCCACACUGCUUCUUGUUAAGAAAAAAUAGAGUGAAUAUGUAGCAGGCGCUAUCUAAAGGAAAGAAGGUUUA
This is a messenger RNA of Caretta caretta (loggerhead turtle), 2167 nucleotides long. It is a transcript of the gene HDHD2, whose product is annotated as haloacid dehalogenase like hydrolase domain containing 2. Gene Ontology annotation, biological process: dephosphorylation. Gene Ontology annotation, molecular function: phosphatase activity. The record is from RefSeq and is a predicted model, not a curated record. Gene Ontology annotation, cellular component: cytoplasm. Lineage: Eukaryota; Metazoa; Chordata; Testudines; Cheloniidae.